AUGACUAAGACUCUCCACCUGUACGAACCGCACUUCAUCUCCCUGGUGGAGGAGUGUAUGGCUUCGGAGCACAAGCUCAUGGCUACGGCGGUUCUGGAGCCGUUCUUGGGGGAUGAGAUCAGCGAGGCAGAUGCGGGGCCGGGGGCCUUCGUCGGGGGGUACAACUUCUCGCUGUCCUGCGGCUGCUUGGUACAGGUGCUGAGUGCCAAGCCGUACACUGGCGGUUACCUGGUUCGCAUCCGGGGGGAGGCCCGGCUGGGUAUCAGCGGACUGCCCCAGACCGGGCCGUACUUGCGAGCGCAGGUGUACCCCCUACCCGACCAGCCCACUCCGCUGGCGGCGGAUCAGCAGGAGGAGCUGAGGAGCAAGGUGACACAGCUGCAGGACAUUCUGCGGGACGUGCAGAACCUGGCGUCCAAGUUCCGGUGUGAUGAGACCGCGGCGCUGCAGCAGGCCAUGCGCUGGCUGUAUGCGGCGCCCAUAACGCCGGGGAUACAGCAGCCCUCUCCCGGGGUGCACGGCUGCAUGGACCCGGAACCGGGUCUUGCAGGACAAGAACCGCUCUUCGCAGCAGGCGGCACAGCCAGCGGUCGCGGCGCCGGUGGCGACCCGGGCGCGAGCGGUUCCGUUCACGACAACUACGACCGCAACGUUUGCAGUACAAGUAGCGGCCGGGACAACAGCGCCGCCGGCAACAGCUGCGACGGCGGCGGCGGUUCCGGCGCCGCAGCCACCGACGGGGCGAUGUCGCUUCCAUCUCACCGCCACAGAUCGUCCCUCGGGAACCAAGCAGAUGGGGAGGGUGCACUGGUCGCAGGCGGGGUUGGCGAGGGCAGAGGGGGGCACCACGCGGCGGCAUCAGCUCAAGCAGGUGUUGGGGCCCAUGUGGUGGUUAGGACGGAGGGACCCGCAGCAAACACCGGGGUCGACGACGACGGCGAGGAGGACUUCGACCCGGAGGGGGCGGUGCGGCUGUCCUGGGCUUCAUUGCAGUGGCUGCCGCACGCCAGUACGGAGGAGCGCAUGUACAUGGUGCGCACCCGGCUGCUAGCCAUGGAUACCAGAGAUGUAGGUCGGCGACUGGACCUGGCGCUGGAGGCCAUGAGCCGGGCAAGAGCCAGCCUGGCGGCUAAGUGCGCCAUCAAAGCCGCCAGCUGAAGCCGUGACGUUUAAUGUUUGGGCCCCGCGAGUCGCGAGUGGCGACACAGCUCCCGUGUGUGUGUCUGUGUGUAUGUAACGUCACGCAGCAUCGCGUCAUGGUAGUUUGAAAUGAUGAUGGAGGGAUGUGGUGUUCGUUGGGGUGCAGGGGGAACGGGACACAGCAGGAGGGGCAGGACAGGACACGGCAGGGGUGCAAACUGCGUACGGCGGUCUUGAGAUCGGGGGCCCAUCACGCGGUCAAUGGCGGUUCUUAUUAGAGAGACUGUUACGGUUGAGUAGCGGCUCCCCCGGACUGUUAGGGUGGUAAGGAUUUACACCUCUCCUCCGUAUGCCUGUUGGGGUACAUGAGGACAGUAUGGACGGGUGGGUGGAUUGGUACGACCAACGUCGUACGUGGCCUGCGACUUUUGUUCGUAUAGGAACUAUUGUUUCAUAGCGAACGAGGCUGCCGUGUUGUUUUUAGCAGCAUUGGGUAGCGUACCUGCCGCAAGAUUGGAUGAAUGAUCACCAUCAAAUCCACUUGGGUAACCAUAUCCGCUUGAAGGUUGCAUUAUUUGCGUGUUUCCCAUUUCCUAGUCAUCGCGCCAAUUAUAACACAAUUUAAAAAGUUUCGAGUCC
Volvox carteri f. nagariensis is the source of this 1779-nucleotide messenger RNA. RefSeq lists its product as uncharacterized. The transcript has 5 exons. The record is from RefSeq and is a predicted model, not a curated record. NCBI's taxonomy places the organism in Eukaryota, Viridiplantae, Chlorophyta, Chlorophyceae, Chlamydomonadales, Volvocaceae. The coding region runs from base 1 to 1158 and encodes 385 amino acids.